UUCUACUACCUACUCUCCUACCUUUCGUCCGCUGUUAAAAAACUGUUAGUAGCCUUUGCCAGCGCGCUUAGGACCCGAACCCCCCAUCAACUUAUCGACAAACUUAAACUUACAUAUAGGGACCCCAACGCUAUUAAGAGGGCUGGUUAA
Neurospora tetraspora is the source of this 150-nucleotide messenger RNA. RefSeq lists its product as uncharacterized. NCBI's taxonomy places the organism in Eukaryota, Fungi, Ascomycota, Sordariomycetes, Sordariales, Sordariaceae. The annotation marks the transcript as partial. The record is from RefSeq and is a predicted model, not a curated record. The transcript has a single exon.